AUGGGCGCCGCAAUCCAGGAAUGGACCGUCACCAGGCCGUGGGCGGAGCCGCACUGCGCCCUCGGCGAAGGUCCGUUUUACGAGGCCGAGACGGACUCGCUGCGUCUCGUGGACAUUAAGAAGAAGCAGAUUCUCUACUUUCGCGACGUUGUCGCGGCCGAGAAUCGCGACGCAGCCGCCGCGGGGCCCGAGGUCGUGCAGCUCGACGUGUGCCCGACCGUCACGGCCGACAUUGACGGCGUGGACCCCCGGGAGCGCAUCCUCGUCGGCGUCAAGCACGGCCUGGCGACGCUGGACGUCAAGGGCGGGCAGGGCAAGUACGAGCUGCUGGUGCCGUUUCACGAGCCGAGCAACGAGCGUCUGCGCUCCAACGACGGCUACGCGGAUCCCUUGGGGCGGUUCCUGCUGGGAAGCAUGACGGAUUUUGGCCAGGGUCCUUUUCAGCCGGAAGGCGGCUUGUUUCUCUUCACGGCAGACUCGGCCCGGGAGCUCAUCCCGGGCCUCACCAUCCCCAACGGCAUGGGCUGGUCGCCCGACCUGCGCACCAUGUACUUUACGCACUCGCCGACGCGCGAGCUCUUUGCCCUCGACUACGACCCCGCGCCCGGCGGCGGCGGCGGCGGCGACAUGAGCAGGCGUCGCGUGCACUACCGCCAUACGUCCGGCCCCGCGGAGCCCGACGGGCUGCGCGUCGACGCCGAGGGCCACGUCUGGCAGGCCUUUUACGGCGAGGGCAUGGUGCUGCGCAUCGACGGGCGCUCGGGCGCGGUGCUGGGCCGCGUCCGCAUCCCGACGCGCAACGCGACGUGCGUGCAGUUUGUCGGCGAGGACCUCUUCGUCACGACGGCGGCCGACGACGGGCAUGACGCCGACGCCGAGAGCAAAAGGCUGGGAGGCGCCAUCUUCAGGGUGCAUGUCGGCGUCCGGGGCAUGGAUCUCUUCAAGUUUAAAAUGUAA
Akanthomyces muscarius is the source of this 957-nucleotide messenger RNA. RefSeq lists its product as uncharacterized. The record is from RefSeq and is a predicted model, not a curated record. Gene Ontology annotation, biological process: L-ascorbic acid biosynthetic process. Gene Ontology annotation, molecular function: gluconolactonase activity; calcium ion binding. The transcript is spliced from 2 exons. Bases 1 to 957 code for a protein of 318 amino acids. Lineage: Eukaryota; Fungi; Ascomycota; Sordariomycetes; Hypocreales; Cordycipitaceae.